Cuscuta campestris is the source of this 780-nucleotide messenger RNA. NCBI's taxonomy places the organism in Eukaryota, Viridiplantae, Streptophyta, Magnoliopsida, Solanales, Convolvulaceae. The record is from the annotation of a GenBank genome assembly.
CUAAUCUCUGUUUGAAAUCCACCGCGUAAGAAAUAAGCUAUAUAUAAGAGGACUAUGCGCCGCUCUGUGGAGUACAAAAUUCGAUGAGCGAAUGAAAGCCGGAAAAAAUGGCGGCGACCACCGCGCGAAUCACAGACAUCAAAUGCUUUUCUUCAGCCGAUCCAAGCUUCGGGCUAAUCUUCGUGAAAGCAAUCGUUAAGGCGAGGUACAGUAUCGCCUCCGCCGCGCUUGGCGAAUCCCGCGUGAAUCUCAGAUUCGAUCCCGCCUCAGUUUUGUCUUCCGAGGUACAAGCUUUUGCCUUCUUCUCUAACAAAUUGGCCGAAAAUCUCGGCCUCGAGUGUGCCCCACUCGCCGCCGCUAUGGCGCGCUCUGCUCUCCACGCGCGCGGCCCCGGGUUGCUGUUGAUGGCUCAGAUAGAGGUUAUAUUUGACAAGAAAUCUGGAAGAAGCAAAAGAUUUGAGUUUUUGACAGUGCCUAGAGUGGAGGAAGCUGGAGUUGCUGUUUAACAAUUAAAUGUAGAGACCCCCAAAUCCGACAUAAAGUUGAAACUAUGGGAACAGGAUUUAGCUUUGGAAUCAGUUGGAAUAGGCUCCAGCGAGACGACACUGAAAAAAUUAGUGCACGACAUGGCAAGCUGCUGUGACAAUUUCUAGGCAAUACCUAGAGCGCACAAACUGGACAACAAAAUCAGGGAACAUAUUAGUAUUUAUCUCCAUGACUAGGGAGCAUGGAAGAAUUUCUGUACCGUUUGACAAUCGAGAAUGAAGCAGAGGUUAGUCA